AACUUCCUUCUAAAAGUCGUUACUACUCAUUGUCAAUAUGGUCGAUCUGACGUUAGAUACUGAGGAUAUCUCCCUACCUCAGGUUGGGAUCUAUGCCUGCUUAUCAUUUUUGUUGGUUUCAGUUGUAGGCGGAUUAUUUUACGUUUCAUGCUCUAAAAAACAUCGUCUAAAUUGGUUCGAAAAAAAUUUACUCGAAUCUGCAACAGGUUCUGAUGAAGUAGAGCCCAGCUGCGAAGCAUUAGUCGCUGGUACAGCUGGUUACAAUGUAGACAACAUAAGCGAAUGUGCACGCACCACAGGCAAAGGCAAUCUGAGCCCAACCUCGGUAACAACUGAUGAUCCCACUUUCUGGGUACCUCCACCAAAAACUGUACAGCAACAGGUUUCAACAUCAGCUGACGAAUCACCACCACCAACUCCAACUUCACCAACCGGUAGUCUCAAAUCGAAUACAUUGUCCAUGUCGUCAACUAAUUCGGUGCCAAUUGCUCGUUCCGAUAAACAUGUUGUGCUCGGAAUGAAUCCCAUACGUCCAAAGGUUUCAUCAAUGAAUACAAAAUUAGACCAUACCAAAAUUGAUAUGGCAUUAUACAGAAAUAACUCACAACAGAAGAAUGGCUCACCAGAUGGUAGCGAUGAGAUUCGCGGUAACAUACAUGUUAGUAUCUUGUAUGAUCCAAUUGCAGGUAUAUUGUCCGUACGUCUUAUUGAGGCACAAAAUUUGCAACCAAGAGAUUUCAGUGGUACUGCCGAUCCGUACGCCAAAGUACGUCUGCUACCGGAGAAGAAAAAUUUUUGGCAAACUCGCAUACAUAAAAAAACUCUAAACCCUAUUUUCGAUGAGGACUUCGUUUUCGAAGAGAGUGCUAAUGUCAUUGAUAAACGUACUAUUGAAAUCUUAUUGUAUGACUUUGAUGCCUACUCCCGACAUGUCUGCAUUGGUGGCGCACAAAUUCAUUUGGGCGAUUUAGAUCUAAGCGAAAAAGUUAAACUUUGGACACCACUUGGCUCCUGUGCUGAUCAGGAUAUGAAAGUCGAUUUGGGUGAUAUAAUGGUUUCACUAGCAUUUCUACCAUCUGCUGAACGUUUGACUGUGGUUAUUAUAAAAGCAAGAAACUUACGAAUUGUUGAUGACUCACGCAGUUCUUCAGACCCAUACAUAAAGGUUACACUUAUAACUGGCGGUAAGAAAAUGAAGAAACGCAAAACUGGUGUAUCACGGAAUACCGUCAAUCCGGUCUAUAAUGAGGCUUUGACAUUUAAUAUCAGCAAGGAAACUUUGAAGGGUUCAAUGAUUGAGUUCACAGUAGUCCAUGAUGGUUUAUUGGGUUCCAGUGAAAUACUUGGACGCGCUUUAAUUGGCAAUUCUUCUGAAGUACGUUUAGAUGAGAAAAUAUUCUUUGAUGAAAUGUUCCGUUCCAAGAGCGCCACCGCACAAUGGGUACCACUACAGGAUGUUAAUAACACACGUGCUGUGAACAACACGCCAACCAGUGCUCAUUAAACUGUGGAAACUGGUUGCGUACUUGACUCUUUUGUUGUUGAAAUUUAAAUUGAAUAACAGUGAACAGGUUUCCCGCAGCAAUGUCACAACAACAAUAUCAAUAUAUUUCCAUGUUUUUGAUAAUAUUAAAGCAACAGCAUGCAUUCUGUCUCUAUGUUUGUGCAAUGUUAUUGUGCUUCCCAAAUGCAUGGAGUUCCAUAUCUAAUUUUAUGUGUUAAAUUCUAUGUUUUCUUUAUCAAACUAAACAUUUUUGUGUACGGUCUCUACACAGUCAUAAGUAAGCACAGUAUGUAAGCUAAAAGCCAAUUAUUUUAUAUUCACAUUUUAAAAAUUUAUUGCACUUAAAAAUUUUAUAAGUUCAAACAGUGACUUUCAAACUUUUAUGAAUGACUGCAAUGACAAGCCACACAACUAAUAGUUUUAUUCAAAUCGUAGUGGUGGUCUUUUUGAGUUCUCAUUCAAAAAUUGAUUAUAUUAAAUAACUUUAAUUUGCUCAUAUAAACAAUUGGAAAGAAAAAAAAAUUCUAAAAUAUAUUUGACAACAGUUGUAGUAUUGUACCUUAGGGACAUAAAUUUGCUUUCUUCAGUAUCACAUAUGCAUUGCCCAGUUUUACUUCAUUUUCUUCAAUAUGCUUAUAUGUAUGGACAACAGUACAUAUAUUGUAGGUGACAACAGUACACCGUUGACCAACUUUAUUCCUUUAAAACGUAAUAGAUAAUAUUUUGCUAGUUAAAUAACAGUAGUUCACUGUAACAAGUAUUUGAAAUUCACACGAUCGCUAUUAAGAAUCAUUAAUUAGGAGUUGUAAAAACACUACAUCAUGUACUACUCCACUACUCCUCUACUGUAUUGGCAUAUAUAAAUUGUUUACACUUGUGAAACAAGCGUUUCACUAGCGUUUCACAAGCGUUUAAGUUUAUUAACUGAAAUAAAAAUUUUCUUGUAAUUUUUCUAAAAUUAAU
Molecule: messenger RNA, 2467 nt
Organism: Teleopsis dalmanni
Lineage: Eukaryota; Metazoa; Arthropoda; Insecta; Diptera; Diopsidae
Product: synaptotagmin-5
Exons: 7
Coding region: 38-1504 (488 amino acids)
Biological process (GO): calcium-ion regulated exocytosis; cellular response to calcium ion; regulation of dopamine secretion
Molecular function (GO): clathrin binding; calcium ion binding; syntaxin binding
Source: RefSeq, a predicted model, not a curated record